AUGAUUCCUCGCCGUAUUAAAGAAAUCUUCAAAAAAUGCGUACAAUUUCUAAAAGCUCUCAAUUUAUUUGCAUCUAUACCACCCUCAACCGAUGAACAUGACCUUCGAAAUGAAAUAUUAUCAACAAGAUUAUUCAUUUUCUUAUUGAUUCUAUGCUUAGUUAUUCUUCUGAUAUAUAAUUCAUUAAUUUCCGUCAUUAGAACAGAUUUUCUUAAAAAACCUUCAUUCCAAGAAUAUGGAAAACUAUAUUCAAAAUAUUCAAAAACACUCACAUGUCCAUGCAAAACAAUCUUAAUUAAUUAUACAGAUAUUCUUCAUAUUAACUAUACACUACAUCAAGUUUGUACAAGUACAUUUGUAACUAAAGAUUGGAUUAAUUAUCUCACAUAUACAGAUGAAUCCAAUAACACGUUGAAUGGAGAUGACUUUCGAAGCAAUGGUAGAUUUAAAUUCCAAGCACUAGCUGCAUUUUGUAAAUUGGCUAAUCGAACAGUUUCUGACAGCUUGGCUGAAUUCCUAUUAAAUAUGUAUAUUAGUACAACUGUAACACCUUUGGAAUUAUUUCAAUCACAAAUUCAAACGUUCAUUUAUCAAUUCAAUUCAUCCAUAAUAAAUAAUUUUCUUCGUUCACUUGAUCUCAUACGAAGUACAACUCAUACUAAUGUCCUAUUCUCUGCACUACGCACGAAUUAUGUCCCUUAUCUACCAUCUCCUUGCUAUGCAAUUUAUUCGAAGUCAUCAAUGUAUUCUGACUGCUACUGUUAUUUGUCAGACAAAUGUGUCAUACCAUCUUCGAUUAAAAAUUCUAAUAACACGCCGUUGUUUGUUGUACCUGGCUUAUAUGAUGGAUGUUAUAUUGUCGAAGCACUUCUUCAGUCUACACUCGAAUGUUUCUAUAAUCAAACAUGUAUUACUCAACUACAAUCAUAUUAUGAAUCCAAUUCAACAAUAAAUAUCCGAUCUUUGAAUGCAUCAUCGAAAAGUAGAUAUUCUGUCCAUUCAACAAUUCAACACCUUCUUGAUCAAUUGAUGAUUGAAGAAUGGAAUCCAAAUGAUAAAUACGAAAACUAUUAUAAUGAAUGUCAACCAAUAGAAUGUAGUUAUAGUUAUCCAACAAGAAAUGGUAUAAUUUAUAUCAUUACUGCAUUGCUUGGACUUGUGGGUGGUUUGGUAACUGUUUUAAAAAUUGUUGUUCCAAGCUUGGUGAAAUUUAUAAGAAGAAAAAAACAACCAGAAAUAUCAAGAAACAAUACUCCAAUGAGUGAAAAGAUUUCCAGUUUAAUUCAGAAAUUAAAAAGAUUUCCUAAAACUUUCAAUUUAUUUCAAUCUAUACCACCAACAACUGAUGAACAUGAUCUUCGAAAUGAAAUAUUAUCAACAAGAUUAUUCAUUUUUCUAUUACUAUUAUCCUUAGGGAAUCUUCUUAUAUAUAAUUCAUUAGGUUCUGCCAUUAAAACAGAUAUUCUUGAAAAACCUUCAUUUCAACAAUAUAAACAAUUAUAUUCAGAAUAUCCUAAAACACUUACAUGUCCAUGCAAAACAAUCUUAAUUAAUUAUACAGACAUUCUUCAUAUUAACUAUACAUUACAUCAAGUAUGCACAAGUAUAUUUGUAACUAAAGAUUGGAUUAAUUAUCUCACAUAUACAGAUGAAUCCAAUACGGUAUAUGGUAAUGACUUUCGAAGCAAUGGUAGAUUUACAUUUCAAGCACUAGUUGUAUUUUGUAAAUUGGCUAAUCGAACAGUCUCUGAUAGCUUGACUGAAUUCCUAUUAAAUAUGUAUAUUAGUACAACUGUAACACCUUUGGAAUUAUUUCAAUCACAAAUUCAAACGUUCAUUUAUCAAUUCAAUUCAUCCAUAAUAAAUAAUUUUCUUCGUACGCUCGAUCUUAUACGAAGUACAACUCAUACUAAUACCUUAUACUCUGUAGCUAGAAAUCAGUACUAUUUUGUGUUAUCGAAUACAGGAACAAUACUGUUGAUACUACAAGAUUAUUCUGAAUGUACUUGCCUUAAGUCAGCCAAAUGUGUGAUACCAUCUUCGAUUAAAAAUUCUAAUAACACGCCAGUGUUUGUUGUACCUGGUUUAUAUGAUGGAUGUUAUAUUGUCGAAGCACUUCUUCAGUCUACACUCGAAUGUUUCUAUAGUCAAACAUGUAUUACUCAACUACAAUCACAUUAUAAUUCUAAUUCAACAAUGAAUAUCAGACUUCUUGAUAUAUCAUCAAAAACUAAAUAUUUUGUGAAUUCCACAGUUCAACACCUUCUUAAUCAAUUGAUGAUUGAAGAAUGGAAUCCAAAUGAUAAAUACGAAAACUAUUACAAUAAAUGUCAACCAAUAGAAUGUAGUUACAGUUAUGAAACAAGAAACGGCAUAGUUUAUAUCAUUACUGCAUUGCUUGGACUUGUGGGUGGUUUGGUAACUGUUUUAAAAAUUGUUGUUCCAAGAAUGGUAAAAUUCAUCAGAAGAAAAAAACAACCAGAAACACCAAGAAAUGAUACAAAUACCAAUGGGCGACUUUUAUUAUUAUGGCAGAAAACAGCUCAUUUUAUUCGCACUCUCAACCUUUUCCCAUCAAUACCGCCUUCAAUUAACGAACGUGAUCUUCGAAAUGAAAUAUUAUCAACAAGAUUAUUCAUUUUCUUAUUAACUCUAUGCUUAGUUAUUCUUCUUAUAUAUAAUGCAUUAGUUUCUGUUAUUAGAACAGAUUUUCUUAAAAAACCGUCACUUGAAGAAUAUGAACGAUUAUAUGCAGAAUAUCCUCAAACACUUACAUGUCCAUGCAAAACAAUCUUAAUUAAUUAUACAGACAUUCUUCAUAUUAACUAUACAUUACAUCAAGUAUGCACAAGUAUAUUUGUAACUGAAACUUGGUUGUCUCACGUCACUGUUACGGAUGAGCAAAGGAAUUAUCUAAAUCAUAAAGACUUUCGAAAUUCAGCCGAUUCAAUAUUUCAAGCACUGACUGCAUUUUGUAAAUUGGCUAACCGAACAGUCGCUGAUAGCUUGACUGAAUUCUUAUUAAAUAUGUAUAUUAGUACAACUGUUACAUCAUUAGAAUUAUUUCAAUCACAAAUUCGAACAUUCAUUCAUCAAUUCAAUUCAUCCAUAAUAGAUAAUUUUCGUCGUACGUUAGAUCUCGUACAAAGUACAACUCAUACUAAUACCUUAUUCUCUGCACUACGUACAAACUACAAUUUUCAUGUACUAAACGAUACUGACGAACUUUAUUUACAGCCACUCAAUUACUCUGAUUGUGACUGCAGUGUCUCAGCCACAUGUGUCGAACGAAUGUCAAUCUUUUAUUCUGAAACUAAAACGGUUUUAUUGAAUAUAUCUGGUUUAUAUACUGGAUGUUAUAUUGUCGAAGCACUUCUUCAGUCUACACUCGAAUUUUUUUAUAGUCAAAAAAGUAUUGCUAUACUAAAAAUACAUUUUGGUAUCCUUCCCGACUACAACAUCAGAUCUCUUAACGCAUCAUCGAAAAGUAGAUAUUCUGUUAAUUCAACAAUUCAACACCUUCUUGAUCAAUUGAUGAUUGAAGAAUGGAAUCUAAAUGAUAAAUACGAAAACUAUUACAAUAAAUGUCAACCAAUAGAAUGUAGUUACAGUUAUGCAACAAGAAAUGGUAUAGUUUAUAUCAUUACUGCAUUGCUUGGACUUGUAGGUGGUUUGGUAACUGUUUUAAAAAUUGUUGUUCCAAGAAUGUCUGUUGAAGUCAAUUCUAAUAAAACACGAUUACGAACAUUUUAUGAACAUUUUCGAAAGAGAAAAUUAAUGUGGAUAAUAAUUUUGAUUGUUUUUAUCGAUGUAGUUAUAGUUAUUCCAGGAAUUAUUAUUACACAGAACAAAAGAAAAAUGAAAAAAGGAUUAACACCAAAGGUGACAACAACAACAGUAGAGAUAACAACAUCAACAACAACAGCCAAGAUAACAACAUCAACGAGAACAAGUAAACAAAUACUUCCUUCUGUUAUCAUUAAUAACAAUACGAAAUGGAAACAAAAUGCAAUUACUGUUGCUGGAGGAAAUGGACAAGGACAUGAAUUAAAUCAGUUAAAUGCUCCUUAUGGUAUUUAUGUCGAUAAUGAUGAUCAAAGUAUUUAUAUUGCUGACAGUAGCAACGAUCGUAUUGUUAGAUGGGAAUUUGAUGCAAAGAAUGGUGAAAUUGUUGCAGGUGGAAAUGGACCUGGAGAUGCGAUAAACCAAUUGAGUCAUCCACAGGAUGUAAUUCUUGAUAAAGAGAAGAAAUAUCUCAUUAUUUGUGAUCAUGCUAACCAACGAGUGAUGCGAUGGUCUCGUCAAAAUAGUCAAGAUCAACAAAUAUUAAUACAUGAUAUCGUUUGCCUGGGUUUAGCAAUGGAUAAUAAUGGAGAUCUUUAUAUUUCUGACGUGGAAAAGGAUGCAGUCAGACGUUUUCACCAAGGAGAUAAAAUAGGUACAGUUGUAGCAGGUGGAAAUGGACAGGGAAAUCAAUUAAAUCAACUCGCUAAUCCUAGGUUUAUCUUUGUCGAUGAAUCAUAUUCAGUUUAUGUAGCAGAUACCAUAAAUAAUCGUGUAGUCAAAUGGAUGAAAAAUACGACCGAAGGCAUUCGUGUUGCCCCUGGACAAGUUUCUAUCAACAAUUCCAAUUUACUAUUUCCUCCGAACGGUGUGAUUAUUGAUCAUAUGGGUAAUCUUUAUGUGUCAAAUCGGGAUCGUCAUCAAAUAAUGCGUUGGUCGCCAUACGCAAUAGAAGGCACUCCUAUCGCUGGUAAAAAACAAUAUGGAUGGGGACCCACGGAACUCACGGAGCCAGAAGACUUAUCAUUUGAUCAACAGGGUAAUCUUUAUGCUGCCGAUAGAUCUAACCAUCGAAUACAAAAAUUUGUUACUGAUUGUGAUUAA
Messenger RNA from Adineta steineri, 4887 nucleotides. NCBI's taxonomy places the organism in Eukaryota, Metazoa, Rotifera, Eurotatoria, Adinetida, Adinetidae. The record is from the annotation of a GenBank genome assembly.